UAUGUAUAUAAAUACGAGGCAAGCUGGGUGACAGCUCUCUCUCGGUAUGUACCCUGACGAACGUAACGCGCAAUAAAAGGUUAACCAAGUAUACAGAGUUUCUCUUAAUCCUGCUAUUGCUUGAGCUGGCUAAACGUGGCCCCAAAACGUUAUAAUUGGCGACGAGGAUAUUGGUAACGCGGCCGGAGUGUGGAGAACGUCCCUGGAACGGACUUUUCCAAGACUUGUAGUGACCACGUGCGUGAGUGCGGCGUGCAAGUAACGGGUAAAAAUGGCGUUGAUCGGACAAGUAACGGAGUUCAAUUUGUCGAGCGACGACUGGACAAUUUAUAGUGAACGAUUAACACAGUAUUUUUGUGCCAACAAAAUACUUGAAGAGAAAAUCAAAGUCGCGACGCUGUUAAGUGUAAUAGGUACUAGUACGUACAAACUAGUGCGAGACCUUUGUUACCCCGCGCAGCCAGCAGAAAAAACAUACCAGCAACUAACGGACAUAUUAAAGGAUCAGUUGGGACCACGAAAAUCCAUAUGGAGGGAAAGAAUCAGGUUUUUCCAGCUUCAACAGGUGGAAAGCGAGUCAGUAAGCGAGUUCUGUGCAAGAAUAAGGGGACAAGCAGCCAACUGUCAAUUCGAUGCAGAAUUGGAGGGACACCUGAAGAACAAGUUUGUAACAGGCUUAGUAUCAAAGGCAAUUCAGGACCGUCUUUGUGAGGAGCCCGUGUCGAAGACCAUCAAGGAUCUGGUGCAAAUUGCGCUGCAGAAGGAAGCAGUGGUAGAAGACAGCGCUCAGGUGCACGUGCUCAAGAAUUCAAAGUUCCCGCGAUGGAAGACCGGAUGUAGGAAGGAAUCGUCCAGCGCCGGAAGGUCAACCGAAGGGGGAGGAGCCAGGCCGACGCAGACGUCCACGACAAGUCAGAGGACAAGAUGGCGGAGUAGGGUUCAAAACAAUGACAAACGGCAGGAUGAGCCCAGUGGAAAUUUGUGUAAGAGGUGCAAUAAGAAACAUGAGGGACAAUGUAAGUACCUGAACUAUUAUUGUAACAAGUGUGGAAAAAAAGGCCAUUUAAAAGCGGCAUGUCGAGAGCAGCAGCAUUUGAAUUAUAUGAACAUAUUAACAGUGCAAAAUAUAAUCAAUAGGCAAAAUCCGUUUGCAGUUAAUGUAACAAUAGACAGUAAAAUUUUUUGUAUGGACUUAGAUAGUGGGGCUUCUGUCAGUUGCAUAAGUGAAAAGACUUAUUUCAGAAACUUUGCAAGCAAUUAUAGGUUAUCAAAAGAUGCCCUUGUAUUGAAGGGAUAUAACGGUCUAGAAUUUCAACCCAGGGGUUAUAUAGUGGCUAAUGUAACAUAUAAUAACAUAACAAAGAAGGUUAAAUUUUAUGUAGUGCACUCAGGUACCGUUAGUAUCUUGGGAAGAGAUUUCAUGAAAAAUUUUAAGAUACAAUUGAGCAUGGUCAAUACGGUAGUUAAGGGUGAUGUAAUGAAUGGAUUAGUUAGUAAAUACAGCGACGUAUUUAGUGAAAAGCUAGGAUGUUUUAAACUAAGUAAAGUCUCAUUACAGCUGAAGCCUGGGGCUCGACCUGUCUUCUGCAAGCCAAGGAACGUGCCAAUAGCAUUUAAGAAGCCUCUGGAGGAGGAGCUGAGGAAAUUGGAAGCCGAAGGAGUGAUAUCGCCGGUCGAAAGCAGCCCGCACGGAACACCGUUGGUAGUUGUUCUCAAAACUGAUGGCAAAAUCAGGGUGUGUGGAGAUUAUAAAUCGACAGUGAAUCGAUACUUGGAAGAGGUUAGGUACCCUUUGCCUAAAAUCGAUGAGAUAUUCUCAAAGCUUCAUCAAGUUACAGGAAAAGAUGACGAGGAGCACAUUAGGAUGCUAGAUAAUGUAUUGAGGAAAUUGCAGGACGCGGGGCUGACUGUAAAAGCGGACAAAUGCAAGUUUUUCCAGGAUGAACUGGAGUACCUGGGACAUAAAAUAACAAAGGAAGGUAUAAAGAAGACUGAGGAUAAAGUGGAGGCGAUCGUAGCGGCACCGACACCCACUAACGUCAGUGAAACCCGAAGCUUCAUAGGAAUGGUCAACUACUAUAGCAAGUUUAUUCCAGAUUUGGCCACGAAGCUAAAGCCCAUAUACAAUUUGCUGAAGAAGGAUAGUAAAUUUCGGUGGAAUAAAGAAUGCAGCCAAGUGUUUGAGGAAGUAAAGCACCUCAUUGCAGAGGACAUGAUUCUGGUGCAUUUUGAUCCCGAUAAGCCCAUAAUCGUCACCACAGAUGCAAGUAAUUACGGUAUUUCAGCAACCUUAAGCCAUUUAGUUAAAGGAGAAGAGAAGCCCGUAGCAUGUGUCUCGAGAACGUUGAGCCCUAGUGAAGAGGCGUACUCAACAAUACACAAGGAGGCACUGGCUAUCUAUUUUGGGGUAAGAAAAUUCCAGCAAUAUUUAAUCGGUCAUAAGUUUACGUUAAAAUGCGACCAUAAGCCAUUAUUGGCUAUUUUUGGCGAGUACAAUCAGAUCCCUAUAAUGCAUGCAAAUCGAUUGCAAAGAUGGGCUAUCUAUUUGGCAAAUUUCAAUUAUACAAUACAGUACAUUAAGGGUUGUAAUAAUCACCUGGCAGAUUAUCUGUCAAGGGCGCCGUUGAGGAUUAAAACCGUAGACAAAGACUACGAGGGCAAAGAAAAUUAUUUUAAUUAUGUUCACAGCUAUGAAGGAUGGCCAGUCGACAGUAAGACGGUGACAGAAGAGAGUAGGCAGGACAAGGUGCUGAGGAAGGUCCGGGAAAAAGUACAGGGUAACUGGACCAAGCUAGAUGAAGAAGAGCUCAGACCGUACUUCGUCAGGAAAGACGAGAUAGUUGUCGAAGGAGAUAUGCUAGUAUGGGGACAUAGGGUCAUCAUUCCAAGCCGAUUAAGAAGGAGGAUGUUGGACGAACUUCACGCCUCGCACUUGGGCAUCGCGAAAGCCAAGGCGACAGCCAGAAGUUAUAUGUGGUGGCCGAAGAUGGACGAAGACAUUGCGGCCACGGUAAAAGCCUGCAUGCCGUGUCUCCACCAAAGAGCAGACCCUCCUAAAGCCGAACUCACGCCCUGGCAAGUGGAAACGGAACCAUGGUCAAGAGUGCAUGCGGAUCACCUAGGGCCUCUUCAGGGGAAGUACUUCUUAAUAAUGGUUGAUGCGUACAGCAAGUUUCCUGAAGUCUACCCAGUGAGGGCACUAGCAAGUGAGGUAACGGAAGAAAAAUUCCGAGACGCUUUUUCCAGGUUUGGACUGCCUCGAACGCUUGUCACAGACAACGGCAAGAGCUUCACGGCAGCAAACAUGAAAAGAUUUUAUGAACGGAACGGAAUUAAACAUAUUACCACGCCAGUGGCAAACCCCCAAUCAAACGGUCAAGCCGAAAAUAUGGUGAAAACUUUUAAAAAUAAAAUCAAGGCAGCCCUAUUAGACGAAAGAAAUAAAAAUGUUGAAAUGUCUGUUUUAAUUUCCAGAUUCUUGCUAAAUUACAGGACCAGCAUUCAUGAGACGACGAAGGAAACCCCAUCGAAAUUGUUAAUGGGGAGGAAUCUGCGAAACAGGUUAGACUUCUUGCAGGAACCGAGACUCCAAAGAAACGAGGCGGUCUCAGUAAACAUGCGAAGGGCUCAAGAAAAGCAACGGAAGCACUAUAGCCAGAGUAAAAGACGACAAUUUAAGGUGGGAGAAGCCGUGAUGGUGAGAGACUACCGGAAAGUGAACACGAGACAGUGGACAGAAGCUCAGGUUGAAAGAGUACUAGGGAGAUCCACGUUCUUAUGUAGGCUGAGAACGGGCGAAGCAUGGAAGCGGCACUCAAACCAGAUCAUAAAUAUCGGAAAGCUACAGACAGGUCGAGAACCCAAUGAGGCAGGCACAGCGAAACCGUGCGACAGCUCAAGUAAGAUAAACGAUAGCCAUAGACAGAAGACCGUAAGUAAUAGUUAUGUAAAUAAAGACAAUGUAUGCACUGGAGACAAUAUAGACAAUAAUGUGAAAGAGACUGACUGUGUUUUGGACGAAAUAGUGUUAUUGACUGAAAAUGACCCUAAAAAGUGUGACAAAAGUGGAAGUGAUGCCACUGACUUAAGCGGUUUUGAACGGGAAACUAACACUAAUAAAAAUUGCAGUAAGAACACCGACCAGGGCAUCGCAGCCGAGCAAGCAGAGCAGAUGAGCCAGCGAUGCGACGAGGAAGAAAGAGUACCAGGGAAGACGACCGAACAACAAACCGGGGAGAAGACGGCCCGGGAACAACCGAUAAGGGGGACGGACCAACAGCCCGAGAGGGAGAGGACGCUCCGAAGUCGACCAGAGAGAGUGAGGAAGAAACCACAAAGGUUUAAUGAUUUCAUAACAUAGAGGAAUAUAAUGUUAAAAGUAGACUUUUUAUAGUAACGCUAGCACCCCUCAAUAAAUAAGUAGUUGAGCUUAACUCAAAUAGAAAAUAUAAAAGGAAAUUGGUCACAGACCUAGAUUUUAUUAGAUUACUGUAUCCACAAGUGAUAGGGAAUAUUUUAAACUAAUGUAUUGUAAUUGUAAGUGUUUGUACCUAGGAUUUUAAAGUGUUAAGUAGGUAAAAGGGUCUUUGGCAACUAAAAAUGGGGGUGUGGCGUAUUGAUAGAUGCGCACAUGCGCCGAUAUGUAUAUAAAUACGAGGCAAGCUGGGUGACAGCUCUCUCUCGGUAUGUACCCUGACGAACGUAACGCGCAAUAAAAGGUUAACCAAGUAUACAGAGUUUCUCUUAAUCCUGCUAUUGCUUGAGCUGGCUAAACGUGGCCC
Molecule: messenger RNA, 4781 nt
Organism: Anoplophora glabripennis (Asian longhorned beetle)
Lineage: Eukaryota; Metazoa; Arthropoda; Insecta; Coleoptera; Cerambycidae
Exons: 2
Coding region: 272-4360 (1362 amino acids)
Biological process (GO): proteolysis; DNA integration
Molecular function (GO): nucleic acid binding; aspartic-type endopeptidase activity; zinc ion binding
Source: RefSeq, a predicted model, not a curated record